Morchella sextelata is the source of this 1389-nucleotide messenger RNA. RefSeq lists its product as uncharacterized. The transcript has 6 exons. Lineage: Eukaryota; Fungi; Ascomycota; Pezizomycetes; Pezizales; Morchellaceae. The record is from RefSeq and is a predicted model, not a curated record. Gene Ontology annotation, biological process: N-terminal peptidyl-glycine N-myristoylation. The coding region runs from base 1 to 1389 and encodes 462 amino acids. Gene Ontology annotation, molecular function: glycylpeptide N-tetradecanoyltransferase activity. Gene Ontology annotation, cellular component: cytoplasm.
AUGCCGAAAGAUUCCAAAGCAAUUGAACCGGCUAUCUCCUCUUUCCCUUCACAAGACGACUCAAACGGGGAUAGGUUCGAAGAGAUGUCACAAUACGGCUAUAGUGGUAUUAUCGAGACACUAGGAGACAGCAGAAAGAAAAAGCAAAGGUCGAAAAAGAAGAGAGUUCUUAUUAUUGAGCAGAACGGUAGUGGUAGCCACCAGACAGCUAAUACCGUUUCCUCCCCUGUCCUUGCACCAACUGAGGAUACUAUGGCAGUAGACCGGAUAUUGGAGAAGAAUCCGAGUCUGGAGAGAGCUCAAGUCGAGGAGAUGUUGCGGUUGAUGAAAUUGGAGGACAAAUUGACUGGUGGGAAGAAGGACAUGGAGAGUUAUAAAUUCUGGAACACCCAGCCAAUUGCUCGGUUUGAUGAAGAGGGGGCUUUAAAGCCAGAUGGUCCAGUGCGGGACACAAAUCCAGAAGUGGUUCCACCUCAUGGGGUUGAGCUUCUGGAUGGGUUUGAAUGGGUCACCAUGGAUCUCAAUGACCCGAAGCAUCUGGACGAGAUCUAUGAGCUUCUCAAAGCUCAUUACGUAGAAGACAAUGAGGCUAUGUUCCGCUUCAACUACUCUAUAUCCUUCUUAAGCUGGGCCCUUAAACCUCCUGGCUGGAUUCCCGAGUGGUAUGCCGGCGUACGAGUUACCGCAUCUCGGAAACUCGUCGCCUUCAUCUCAGGCGUGCCGGCGAGCCUGAGGGUCGGGUUUAGCUCUUUACCUCAUGGCAGCACGCAGACGAGGCAGACUGCAAAAUUUAGGUUGCCGUCGCGGACAAGUAUCAAGGGACUGAGAGAGAUGGAACCAAGGGAUUUAGAUGCCACUCACAACCUACUCAAGAGAUAUCUUGAAAGGUUUGAUAUGGCACCGGAAUUCGACAUAAAUGAAGCCGAGCAUUGGUUGCUACACAAAGACGCUAGUGAUUCUGAGGAGAGAGUCGUUUAUACUUAUGUUGUGGAGGAUGGAGGACGCAUAACGGAUUUCUUUUCGUUCUAUGCGCUUGAGACUUCAGUGAUAUCCAGUAGCAGCAAGCAUAAGAAGAUUUGCGCGGCUUAUCUUUCCUACUAUGCCACUGAAGUCGCCCCCAAAGAGUCCAAGAAAGAACUGAAGAUACGGCUGAACGCGCUGAUAAACGAUGCGCUUAUAAUUGCCAACAGGUUGAAAUUUGACGUCUUUAAUGCUCUUACACUGCUCGAUAAUAACUUGUUCUUGAAUGAUCAAAAAUUCACUGCAGGCGAUGGGCAACUUUAUUAUUAUCUGUUUAACUGGCGAACCGCAUAUAUCAGAGGUGGUAUUGAUGAGAAUAAUGAUAUUGAUGCAGAGAACGGAAGCGGGAUUGGUCUCAUCAUGCUGUGA